AUGCAUAUUGAAAAUUCUGUUUACUCCUCAAUGUAGACACCCUACACUCAACCUUAUAUGGCACCUACAGCCAAUAUGUAAAGAAAAGAAAUUGGAGAUUAAGCUAUAUGGACAUUGUCAUCUGCAAAAACAGGGAAUGGAGUAGAUCAGUUAAGAGAUGACAAUAUGAAUACCUUUUGGUAAUCUGAUGGAACAUAACCGCACUAUCUAACCAUAUAAUUUUUAAAGAAGAUGAGAGUUUAGGAAAUUGCCAUAUAUUUAGAUUUCAAAUAAGAUGAAAGUUAUACUCCGAAUAAACUCUCCAUUCGAACUGGAACUAAUAUUCAGGACAUGAAGGAAGUUUAAUUUAUUGAAUUGAAAGAACCUUAUGGAUGGUAUGUGAUUGCACUCAAGACUAAAUUGCUAAAUGAUAGACCAUACGUUUCUACAAUUAAUGUCUAAAUUGUAGUUUUAUAAAAUUAACAUAGUGGAAAAGACACACAUAUAAGAUAAGUGAAAAUAUUUGGACCUCGAGAGAACCAAAAUCAAGGAUUGAGUUUUCCUGACUUUAAAACACCUGAACUUACUUAAUAUGCUUCAAUUCGUUGA
This is a messenger RNA of Paramecium tetraurelia, 588 nucleotides long. RefSeq lists its product as uncharacterized. The record is from RefSeq and is a predicted model, not a curated record. Gene Ontology annotation, cellular component: anaphase-promoting complex. The transcript has 4 exons. Gene Ontology annotation, biological process: anaphase-promoting complex-dependent catabolic process; protein K11-linked ubiquitination. NCBI's taxonomy places the organism in Eukaryota, Ciliophora, Oligohymenophorea, Peniculida, Parameciidae.